Tarenaya hassleriana is the source of this 1147-nucleotide messenger RNA. RefSeq names its product trihelix transcription factor ASR3. The record is from RefSeq and is a predicted model, not a curated record. NCBI's taxonomy places the organism in Eukaryota, Viridiplantae, Streptophyta, Magnoliopsida, Brassicales, Cleomaceae. Bases 176 to 1072 code for a protein of 298 amino acids. The transcript has 4 exons.
UGCCAUUUCCAGCUACUCUGGUAAUGAUCCUCUCACUCGGUUUCAAAGCAUGAACCCUUUUCCCCUUUCCGGCCAUGACGUUGGAAAGUUGCCUGUGUUCGAUGCUUGAAGUGAUAUUUCAUCAUUUUACCAACAUGGGUUUUUGGGCUAAGUUAUGAAUUUCUGUGGGCUUUAGAUGGAGGGGGGCACCUCUGGUUCGAGAAGAACACGUUCUCAGGUAGCCCCGGACUGGACUGUCAAAGACUGUCUCAUUCUGGUGAACGAGGUUGCUGCCGUCGAAGCGGAUUGCUCAAACGCUCUGUCUAGCUUCCAGAAAUGGGAAAUAAUAUCCGAAAACUGCAACGCUUUGGAUGUUCACCGGACUCUGAACCAAUGCCGUAGGAAAUGGGACACUUUGCUGUCAGGUUACAAACUGAUCAAACAGUGGGAGUCUCAGGCUGGAGAUGGAUGUUCCUAUUGGUCCCUGAGUAGUGAGAGCAGGAAGAGACUAGAGCUGCCAGGCAUUUUCGAGAACGGGCUUUAUGAAGCCAUUGAUGCAGUGGUCAUGGUCCAAGAGGAUAAAGCUGGGACCGAACCCGAUAGCGAUCCGGACGCUCAAGAGGAUGUGAACAAGCUUGAUGCCAUUGCUGAACCAGCAGGACCCAAAAGGUCAAGACCACGGGCGAUGGCCUUGGAAGAGAAGCUGUCACGGAAGGCAAGAAAGGAAGUGGCUGCAAGGAAGAAACCGGAACGACGCUCAAACCAAACACAGGAGAAGGAUAGAGAGCAACAAAGGAUGGAGCUUCAGAGCGAAAACGAGGAAGAGAAAACGAUUGAGAGCUGUACGGAAGGGGUGAAGAGCAUUGAGGAGGAAGCAGAAGCAAUGGCUGCAAAACUCGGAGAGAAGGCUGAACUGAUACAUGCCAUAGUUGCAGGAAAUCAUCCAUCAGAGGAUGGUGAAACUGGAGAUGGUGGUGGUAAUGAGUUAAGAAUGAAGCUUGUGAGACGCCAAGGAGAUGAACUGAUAUCUUGCUUGGGAGAGAUUGUGGAUACUCUUCAUCGCUUCCGUGGAUUGGCUCAAGGGUUUGAGUGAUUUUUAAGUGAGAGUUGAAUGUAAUAAUCUUACUGUAACUAAAAAAACACUCCCUUUUUUGGUUAUAUAAAAAAA